Messenger RNA from Porites lobata, 10388 nucleotides. The record is from the annotation of a GenBank genome assembly. NCBI's taxonomy places the organism in Eukaryota, Metazoa, Cnidaria, Anthozoa, Scleractinia, Poritidae.
UUUCUAGUGUUUUCUUUAUUUUCAGAUUUCAAACGUGAAGCUUUCCCUUGCGGCUACAGCUGUCCAUCUUACUGCUCACCAGAAUGUUCUGAUACCUGCUGUAACCCUUACUCCAUACCCCCAGCUCCUGCCCCACCUCCUCCUCCGCCACAGCCUGGACCACCAGGACCUGAUGGCCCUGUAGGCCCGGCAGGACCUCCUGGGCCAACCGGGCCUAAGGGAAUGCCGGGUCCUCCCGGGCUACCAGGACCCCCAGGACUGCCUGGAGCCCCUGGUAGCUUAGCUGGUCCGCCUGGUAAGUACGAUACCAGCUCAGAAAAAACGUGUUUACACACAUAACAAAAAUGCCUGUCACCAAAUAAAGUGGCAAUGCCAGUGAAUGACCGUUUUCCUCCCUUCCCUUAUCCGUUAAGGGUAACACCAGAAUUAUACGCCUUGGUUUCUAGAACAAAGCAACGCUGAAAAGGGGGUUGGGAGGGGGCUUCCUUUAUUACUUUGUUCUGUUUAGACGAGAUGGUUGUAUGGUGCGAAAGCUAAUUUUCAGUUAUCGGUAAAUCAUCUUCACGAAUCUUUCUCUUCUAUUAAGGCAUUCCUGGGUCUUCUGGAAGUCCAGGACAACCUGGAAGUAUGGGUGAACCAGGCGACAUGGGAUACCCGGGCCCCCCUGGGCCCCCGGGACCAGCAGGCCAAACAGGACUAAUGGGUAAGCUGCAAGGAAACUUGUCAAAGUUGUUUAGAUCGAAAUGUCUCUGACAGUCAGCGGCUUAUAUUAUGGCGUAGUUUGUUAGCUUUAGCUUUUAAUCUACUCAACCUCUAUCCAGCAAGUUAUGAAGAUUCCCUAAAGUUCUUCAGGCGAGCAGAUCAAACCACAAUACAACCCAACAUUAAUUAUCGGAGCCAAAAAAUCAAACAAACAUAUGCAGUUCGACCUCGAGCGGGUGAUUGUUGAUUAUCUUCAAAGAACAGAAGUUGACGUAAGGUCACUUCUUUUUCACAAUAUGGAAUAAUUUGGGAUACUUUGCAAAAAUUAAACGAGGAUUUAAUGUUGUUUUUUUUUUUAAAGACCUGUCCUUUUGACAUGUUUGUCAUUUGGAUUUCAACAGUUUUUAGUUGGUGGGGAGGGCGGGGGGGGGGUCGAAAGCCUGUCACUAUCCUGUCGCUAUUUUCUACUCGAUAAAGAGAUGGUUACGUUCUGGUCGCCUGAAACCACUUGAACCUUAUUCAUUUUCACGCCUUGUGCCGUUUUGUGCCAUGACAUUGGUACUGUGACUGUAUAUACAUGGAUGCAAAGUGUAUUCACAUCGAACUCUGAAAAGUACUAGGCCCUUACGGUUCAGUGUUCCUAAUGUAAAUCCCGUUUGACUAGCAAUCGGGGAGUUCGUUAGCUCGAGUUGUUUCUGAUAUUUUUCAGUGGAUUGUCUAUAAACCACAGCUUGGGCAGCUAUUCAACAACAAUUCCACUAUCUAUGAACAAAUAACUAUUCGUUUUAUAACAGGACCAAAAGGAGUUCCUGGUGAAAACGGCCCAGUGGGCGCUAUCGGAGAGAUGGGCAUCCCGGGAGACCAGGGUCUUCCAGGUCCCCCGGGUCUUCCAGGACCAGCAGGACUACCCGGAGUUCCAGGCACUCAAGCCAUCGCGCCAUGUCCAGAGAUUUGUGAGACUAUCUGCAUUAGCUCAUGUCGCAGCGACUGCUGCAAACAGAAUGAUGCUGCUGCAUCUGGAGGUAACCGGAACUUCUGUUCUAAGAAAUACGUUUUUCCUUUCUUUGUAACGGAGCAAGGAUUUGCUGCUCAGGUCACCAUUUGUACUCUUCAAAUUACGCACUUGAAACCAAAAAUGGUCCGCAUGACGAGGGAUCUUGAAUAAUUGGCGACUCUCUUUUUAUUUAAUAAAAGGUCAAUAUUGCAUGUUGCCAACACAGAUCUGCUCAACGCAUGAGUAAAUUCAAAAAUACAGUCGACUCUCUUAACGGACACCUCUAUAAGACGGACACCUCUGUAAAACGGACACCUAUAGAGUUGGUCCCUGCCUUUGCUUAUUCCCUUUAUUUGACGCUGCAUAAGACGGACAUCUCCAUAAGACGGACACUUUGUGCCGGUCCCAAAGGUGUCCGUCUUGGAGAGAGUUGACUGUAUGCCUAAAAGUAUAAAUCAUAAUUCAUUUCCCCACGCUCUCUUAACAACUAAGGAAUUGCUGCAGCGAGUGGCUCGACUGGAGCGGCAGGAGCUGCGGGAAAUCAAGGCUCCCCAGGAGCGGUUGGAGAUCCGGGUGCUCGUGGUCCACCGGGACCUCCUGGACCGCCGGCAACAGCACCGCCCAUUUUAUAUGGUCCACCCCCCGGAAAGCCUUGGCCAGCAGGUUUGUGCGGUACUCUAUAUUUAAAAAAAAAUAUGAUAAUAGCGAAAAGAGUUCUGAUUAAUAAAUAUAUGGUAUCUUCAGAUUCCGAUCGUUGAGUGUUCUUUUUGCAAUUCAGACGAUCUCCAAUCUACUUUUCCAAGUUAGCGGAAGAAUAAGGAUGGCACCAGUAAAACAGGAUAUCCAGUACCAAUAAUUAUUAUGAUACGCUGCAGAUGUUUUGCCCAAAGACGGCGUGUGUCCCUCAAAAUAAAUUUGAACUGUCGCUCGUUGCGCGGAUCGGACAAAGAAAUUUUAUCUAGGUCUUGCCUGUCUUCUGAACGCGCAAAAUGUUAGAAAUAAGACUACGAUAACUUGAACGUACUAGCCUUACAAGCAAAAACGUUAUGCGAAAAGAGAUGCUUGUCCUCCUGAAACGUAAUGGCGAAAAACUUUAGUUUCAUUCUAAUUGUGGUCAUUUAUUUAUAUAUCCUGUCAAAAAGACAGGGUCAUCUUGGCCGGAUAUUGUCCCUUAACCGGCUGUUAAUUUGAGCCCUGAUCUAUUCCUGGCACUCUUAUCGCAGGUGUACCGCUGCCAACCUGGACCAGCAAGGAAGGAGGAACUGGAGCUGACGGAGCACCAGGAACAGCAGGGGCACAGGGAAAUCAAGGCUCCCCUGGUACAAUGGGAGACCCAGGGGCACCUGGUCCACCGGGACCUCCAGGACCUCCGGCAACAGCACCACCUAUUUUAUAUGGUCCCCCACCGGGAAAACCUUGGCCAGCAGGUAUUAAAAAUUUGGGGACAAAAUACUCAGAUAUACCCAAGGAGGUAUUUUUAGUUAGAACAUGUACGUUCUUGGUUAAGAGAAUGAGAAACCAAACUUAUAAUUUCGCACUAGUUACAGUGGUACUGUAUCAGAUUUCAUUUGCAAUAGUUUUUGUGAGUAUUGCAGGAAAAUCAAGGAUUAUUCCCAAAAUCAGUGCAAUAAUUCCUCAUAAUUAUGAAAUGAUGAUCUGCCGACUUCAUCGGCGUAAAGAUGAGAACAUGCUUUGACUUGAGAAGACAACAGUAUAUACAUGUAACUUAACCCCAUGCGACUUCGGCAUGUUAGGAGUUCCUCUCCCGAGUGGGUCAGAGAUGGGAACAGGAGCGGAUGGAGCAACGGGAACAGCAGGAGUUGCUGGAAAUCAAGGCUCCCCAGGAGCAGUUGGCGAUCCGGGCGCCCCUGGUCCACCGGGACCUCCAGGACCCCCGGCAACAGCACCACCUAUUUUAUAUGGUCCACCACCUGGGAAACCUUGGCCAGCAGGUAUUACAAACUUGCUUCAAUUUAUUGUGAGUUUGUACGUACAUAAGUUUGAAGAGAGCGAGGAAACAAGCGCGUAGGUUUGCACAGGUACUAUAUUCAUAUUUUACUUUCGAAGUUCUAGUAAAUAUUCCAACAAAAAAUUUCCAAAAAUGUGUUAAUCUCCAAACCAUUACAAUAAUGCUAUGAAAUUAUCAAAGGGAGCGAAGGUCUGCCAACUACAAGGCGUAACGCUGAAAACAUGCUUUGACGUGCAGACAACAUGAGUUUCUGAACAUAGUGUUUACCCAUGCGACUUUGGCUAUUUCAGGCGUUCCUCUUCCGAGUGGGCCAGAAGUGGGAACAGGAGCGGAUGGAGCAUCUGGAACAGCAGGAGCUGCGGGCAAUCAAGGCUCCCCAGGAGCAGUUGGAGAUCCGGGUGCCCCUGGUCCACCGGGACCUCCAGGACCUCCGGCAACAGCACCACCUAUAUUAUAUGGUCCACCACCUGGAAAGCCUUGGCCAGCAGGUUUACUUUCAAUCAUAUUUAAAUUAGAUUUUAGUGAUGCCAUCUAUAAUCUACUGAGUUUAAGUAAAUUCGCUGAGCUCGCGGAACCUGAAUUUAAGCUCACCAUAGGUUCGCCAAGGUUGCCCACGGUCGACUCACUGCUGGAAACGUAUUACAAUAAAGAGAAGUGUCUUGAAUACCUUUUUAAAGUAGCUGACAGUUUUUGAGUUACAGUCGUGUAAAUGCAAACUAUACGAAGUCUUAGCAAAAUAACUGUACGUAUAUAAAUAAGGUGCUUCAUCAAGUCAGAUGAUUUUCCCUCUGGUCACCUUUCAUUAUUCUCGUUGCUUCAUCUAACCUAAGCUACUCACCACCAAGGGAUGUUAUCUACUGCUACUGGGGUCUUCUCUCAAUUAAAGAAUUUAUUUAAUUACUGGCAAAAUCAAAAGAAUCUACAGUUGACUAUAACCAGUAUUACUUAAUACCAUUCUCAUUAACUUUGGCUUUCCUUUGUGGAUCAGAAGUGACUACCAGAGCAGAUGGGGCUUAGAUAUUUAUAAUGAGAGGCUGUUUCUCUAAAGAAUCUACAGUUGACUAUAACCACUAUAUCUUAACAUCAUUCUCAUUAACUUUGGCUUUCCUUUGUGGAUCAGAAGUGGCUACCAGAGCGGACGGGGCUUAGAUAAUUAUAAUGAGAGGCUGUUUCUCCCUUCUAUUUUUAGGAGUACCCUUGCCAGUUUGGCCUGAUGAUGGAGCAACACCAAAUCAUAAACCAACGGGUAGGUGCCAGGCGGCUUUACCAGCUGGUCGGCUUUGCAGUUGAGCAUAUAAACUUUAGCCAUGGAUACUUUAGAAGUUUGUGAUGAUACGAAAUAGUUUGGACAAUGUAUCGAAGUCUUCUUCUUUACUAUCAUUUCCUUAAUUCUGACUCAAUAUGGCUGUGAGAGAAUAUUCAAAAUUAUAAUAACCGAUUAGGUAAAAAAGUUAAAGGCGUACACGAGCAAAAGGUCCAAACGAAUUAUCCCGGUUUCAUUAGCAUGAAGCAUGCGAAGAAAGACGAGAUGCUAGUCCAUCGUAAGGUUACCGCCCAGCAGUAUGUCGCCGGUACCCAUUUAUACACCUGGUUGAAGAGAGACAAUGUGGAGUAAAGUUCCUUGUCUAAGGAAACAACGCGACGGGCGAAGCCCUCCAGAUCCGGAGUUCAAGGUAUAAACCGCUCGGCCACACACGCCUUCUCAUAAUAUUCCAUUAAGGACGCUCAGAUAGAAGGCGCACCGUCCACUAGACGAUAGUUUACAGUCCAAUUUCCAAAUGCAGAGACGCUUAAUGGAUAUUAAUUGUAUUGGUUGGUCAGCCAGCUGCUGCGGCACUCUUAAGCGGUGCUUGUGAAAUCAUUAUGACGAUACUAAUGAUGAUGAUGACUUUGUUAUGGUGACGAUGAUGACGACGAUAAUGAUAUCAGUUAUUAUGACUAAAUUUCGUAUUUUUUUUUUGUGAUAUUAGAACCAGUAGGCCCGGCCACUCCUGCAGAUUCCACUGGUCCACAAGGUGCAACAGGUAAAAUCCUUAUUCUUUUGUAGUGUCAGUAAAUGUAGUCUGCUAGAAAAAAAAAAUAAUGUCAUUGGAAAGAAGUGCUGAAAAGCACUUUUCUCUUUUGAAUUGUCGCACUUUAAAUUCUCCUCAUACUGACUAUUUAAAGAAUUCCCUUUGUGAAUCGACUGUCGUUCAACUGUAAGCUUGAACUGUAAGCUUAAAGCUUGGUCGGGCAACUCCCCCGUACAAAGAUGUGGUUUCUCCACAUCAUUGGUUAAAAGAAAAGCGGUCAUUAAAGAGUGUUUAAUUAUUUUCAACCCCAAUGACAAAAACAAUGGACCUCGUAAAUCCGUUUGUUUUAAGGAUCUUUAGACCCCAUGCCCGAUGUGACCACUAGCUGCCAUUGGAUCUCGGUCUCCCUAGCCUACUGGUUGCUUCCUGCCACCUUUGGUUUUAAUCCCUUUAUGUUAUAUUUGUAAUAUUUGUCUCUUAUUACUUGUGUCUGUAAAACUAAGUGCACUUUGAUCAGAAACAAAGCAUUUACCAUUUCAUAUCAAGUAAGUUGACGUUGCAUGCUUUUUCUUUAAAUAAGGACCAGUUGGACCCCAAGGUUCACAAGGGGAAAUGGGAGGGAUGGGAGCACCGGGUGCUCAGGGAGACCCCGGAUCGGCAGGACUUCCCGGACCACCAGGACCACCUGGUCCUUCAGGCAUACCUGGUCCACCAGCUACAAACGCGUCUUCUGUAACACCUUCCUUCACCUCUGCGGCUUCUGGAGCAGCUGGACCGACAGGUAGGAGAUUCUACAGUUAACUCCCGAUAUCUCGAACCCUCGCUAACUCGAACCUCGCGCUAAAUCGAAUUAAAAACGAUUUUCCCUCGAUUUCCGUCAUUUAUUUACUGUAAUUUUACCCUCGAUAACUCUAACCUCCCUCUAACUCGAAGUAAUUUUUGCUUCCCCUCAGAUUAUUCCUAUAUGAUUUUACCCUCGAUCAACUCGAAUCAUGUUUUGAGCCCUUAAAAAGUCGGGAAAAAAAACAGUGUAAUGGCGUCCGAAACAUUGAAUUUUGAAUUUCCCAUUGACGUUUUGUAGGCAUAUAGAUUACUAGUGGAUCGAUAGUGGAGUCUGAUGUUAUUUGUCACAAAUCUAACGUGAAACAGCUUUACUUCUCAAAAAGUAGAAUGCAUGCUCCAUUUAAGCAAUGUUUUGUUACCUUACGUUCUGAUUUAUUACUAUCGGGAGAUUUCCCAUUAAACUCACGCUAUACUUCUAAUCAUGAAAAUAUGCCUUUCAAUAGAUUGAAAUCUAGGGCAAUUUAUUAGAUGCAGCACAGAAUAUUAAACAUACAAAAAAUAAAAUCAUAGUUGUAGGUAAGGCAAGGCAAAUCAACUUUCAAUUGGCAAGUUUAUGUUGUACAGACCAUAUUGCUUCAAUCUAGUUUCCUUUGCAAAUUUUGUAUCAUUCAGGUAUGACGGGACCUAAGGGUCCUCAAGGAGACCAGGGAGCAAUGGGAGCUAUGGGAGCACCAGGGGAUCAAGGUAAUCAAGGAGCCGCAGGACCCCCUGGACCCCCGGGGCCACCAGGACUUCCCGGAAUACCUGCUACUUCUACGAGCGCUGCCCCUGUUAGUCCAGCUGCAGGAGCAUCUGGUCCCACAGGUCAGGACUUCUGACAAACUUGAAUUGUAUAGUCAUACUUCAGAAAAAAAAAUCGAAUUCUUUCCAAGAAGCCAUUUGAUGCUCACACUGAUCCGAUAUUAGCUUAUAUUCAAAAGUUUGCAAAUACUGAAUUCCCUGAAAUUUAUUUUACUUUUUUCAACUUGGAAAGUUUAUAUAUUCUUAUAAAUUAAGCCUGCUUCCUAAUGUAUUCAAAGAAAUGUUUUUAACGACCAAUCAAGUUCAUCCCUAUAAUACCAGAAAAUGAAAAACUCACUACUUAUUUCCUGCACGAACAAAUAUAAGACUUUUUGGUAUAAGAUUUCAGGGUCCUAAAAUUUUCAAUUCACUUAAUUACGAUAUAAAAAGUGCUGCUACUACUAUCUUGAAAACAUUUCAUUUUAGCUGAUUCACCGUCCAUCGAUGUAAAUAAUACUUGUUUAUUCUUUUUUUCUGUCUUGUUUUGCUUGCUUUUUAUCCUAAUUAUGUUUCAGUAUGAUUUCGCCGCUUAUUUAUUUAACAAUUAAUGAAUGAGGCUGAGUAUUUUAUGAGGAAUUACGGAGAUACCAUCUCCAUAAUUCUUCAUAUGAUACGAACGCCAAAUUCAAUAAUUGUUUUAUUAUUUAUUCAAAAUAAUUCCUAGUUUAAAUACAUAGCUAAAACAUGCUUACCUCCAUCGAUGUUAAGUUGAUCUUCGAUAGAGCACUUUUAGGGUUGUUCAGCUCCCCAAAUAUUCUCCUAAUGGCAGAUGUCGCCCUUCGAGUUGUCCUGUUGCUGUUCUUGCCAUGUUUUUAGCUAUUAUUUCGCCUAGUUCGUACUCUUGAAACGAGUGAAAUGUCCGCCAUUUUUAUUUUCACAACCAAAACAACUCAACAUUGUCCCUAGGUCAUCUCGGUUAACGGUGCAUUAACCUACAAGAAAGCUGCACUUUUGACGUCAUCAGUUGAUUAAUCGCAAAAUUCUUCGAAAUUUGGUCAUCAGUAGCUGGUUAUGGUGAAUUAUGCGCGUGCUUUUAGCCAACCAGAAUCGGGAAAAUAUUUUGAAUGAAUAAUAAUGAUUAUUAGUCUUAGGUUUAGGAGGGAGCUCAUAUAAUAAACCCCAAGGUUUCAAUUUGAGCUUCCUCGCCAGAAAAAUACUUUUAAUUCUUUUACAUACAAUUACGUCUCUUUAAUAUUCAACUGAUAUUUUUGUAAUGUAUUGAAUGUCUGUUUGUAUAUAUAUAGAGGAUAUUACACGGUGGCUCGAAGAUAUGAAUUUUAUGUUCGAGUGGCAAGAACAAUAUCUCACUCGUUCGCUUCGCUCACUCGUGAGAUAUUGUUCUUGCCACUCGAACAUAAAAUUCAUAUCUUCGAGCCAACGUGUAAUGUUCUUUUUAUUAUAUGGAGAAACCAUUUCAACAAAAGCAAAAGGCGGGAAUCGAGACGUCAUUGAACGAUACGACACUCACAAAGGUGUCAUAAGGAAUCUUUAGUCUUUAGUCUCUUUAAUAUUUAACUGAUAUUUUUGUAAUGUAUUGAAUGUCUGUUUGUAUAUAUAUAGAGGAUAUUACACGGUGGCUCGAAGAUAUGAAUUUUAUGUUCGAGUGGCAAGAACAAUAUCUCACUCGUUCGCUUCGCUCACUCGUGAGAUAUUGUUCUUGCCACUCGAACAUAAAAUUCAUAUCUUCGAGCCAACGUGUAAUGUUCUUUUUAUUAUAUGGAGAAACCAUUUCAACAAAAGCAAAAGGCGGGAAUCGAGACGUCAUUGAACGAUACGACACUCACAAAGGUGUCAUACGGAAAAUACGCCACUCGGGUCCCGGAUGAAGUGGCGUAUGGAAUCUACGAGUGGUUUAGUUCCCAGUCAAACACUCUCCUCCAUAUAAUAAAUAUAUAUAUAUUUUUCUGGCUAAUAAACUGAAACUGAAACUAAAACUACAAUUAAUGCUUUUGGGGAUGCUGUUUCAUGAAUAUUAGAUGUUCGAGUUUCUCAUCAAUAUAACUCCAUUUCUUCAGGUGCAACUGGUCCCAAGGGUCCUCAAGGAGACCAGGGAGCAAUGGGAGCUAUGGGAGCGCCAGGGGAUCAAGGGGAUCAAGGAGCCGCAGGACCCCCUGGACCACCGGGGCCACCAGGACCUUCCCGUAUUCCUGCUACUUCGUCAAGCACUGCCUCCAUAACCCCAGUUGCUGCUGGAGCUUCAGGUCCCACUGGUGAGUACUUCCGAAUGCCUAAGCAACUUGGGGUGUAGCUUUAUAGAUAGGGGGCUAAAAUCUCUAAAGAUUAAAACCUCUAUUUUAUGUUCCAGGCUUAACUGGACCUAAAGGUCCUCAAGGAGACCAGGGACUAAUGGGAGCUAUGGGAGCACCAGGGGAUCAAGGUGAUCAAGGAGCCGCAGGACCCCCUGGACCACCGGGGCCACCAGGACCUUCCGGUAUUCCUGCUACUUUCACAAGCACUGCCUCCAUAACGCCAGCUGCUGCUGGAGCUUCUGGUUUCACUGGUGAGUACUUCCGAAUGCCUAAGCAACUUGGGGCGUAGCUUUAUAGAUAGGGGGCUCAAAUUUCUAAACAUUAAAACCUCAUUUUUUCCAGGCUUAACUGGACCUAAGGGUCCUCAAGGAGACCAGGGAGCAAUGGGAGCUAUGGGAGCACCUGGGGAUCAAGGUGAUCAGGGAGCUGCAGGACCCCCAGGACCACCGGGUCCACCUGGUCCCCCAGGAAUACCGGCAACUAGUCCCUCCCUACAUGCAUGUCCAGCAAUUUGUGUUAAAUUUUGUGUUGGUUUCUGCCCUAAAUUAAACUGCUGUAAAAAGUCUCAAAUCCCUGCAAAAAAGGCGCUUAUGAAAGACAAGCAGAACAUUAUGCCGAAAAAAGUUGAAUUAUCACUUAAUAGCCCAAAGGUGGCUUUGGUACCACAGCAGGCAAAGACAAAUUUACAAGUGAAACCAAGUGUUCAGGGACACCCGAUAGCUGUCACACAAAUACAUGGCCAUCCCCAAGUCCAGAUGAAAGAAAUGACUCCAGGGAAAACUCAAAAUAACGCGAAAAGGAAUAAGAUUAGGCACAUUAAACACAAGAAAUUAAAAUAG